This is a messenger RNA of Colletotrichum paranaense, 1053 nucleotides long. RefSeq lists its product as uncharacterized. The transcript is spliced from 3 exons. The record is from RefSeq and is a predicted model, not a curated record. NCBI's taxonomy places the organism in Eukaryota, Fungi, Ascomycota, Sordariomycetes, Glomerellales, Glomerellaceae. Bases 1 to 1053 code for a protein of 350 amino acids.
AUGCAACCACGGGAACGCGACACAUCGAAUGGGCGACGAACGGCUGUUGCGGCACUUGCUGAUUGCUUGGAAUCUCUGGCGAUCGUCGCGGGUACCUUGCGCGGCGCAGCGACCAUCACGGAAAACUGCGCUCGGGAGAAGGAGGGAGAGAAGAAGGAAGGAAAGAGGGCUCCGACUUGCAUGUCGAGGGUGGAAGGUGUCACGAUCCAGUAUGUUCUUACUGAGCCUUUGGAUUCGGAAUCGAUUCGGGUUCAUACUCAGACCAUGCAAACACACCGUUUCUCGAGAGACGUCCUCCUUGACCUCUCCCACCUUUCAACGUUUCGACCGAACGCAUCCCUUCUUCUCCUCCUCUCCCUCACCUCCCUCACAAGUAACAUAUUCACUCCUCCCACAGGACCACAGCAGGACCACAGGUACCCCCUUGGAUCUCUCCCGUCCACAACCCCGAAACCCGUCAGGCGCAUUGAGUUGAGCACCGACCCGCGCGGCCAUACCGCAUUCCUCACCACAGCCCUCACUGCCCUCCUCGAGCUGUGCAACCCUACCGGCAACCUCCUUGAACAGCCUGCCCUGCCCUGCCUGGGAUUGGAAGGCCAGAAAGCACGAGCAAAACCUUGCGCACCUCACCCACCACAACUUUGGACUGCCGACAGAGACCGAUCCGACGACUCUGAGAGAGAGAAGGUGCGACUGUCUUGCUGCGCGACUGCAACUCUGCGACUCAACUCUCUGAGAAGCGCCGAACAGUCCCAACUUUCCCAUCCUAUCCACUUUCCACCUCGACAUCUCCUUCCUCUCUCCCCCGCGACACCACUCUCUACCUCCAGCGCCCACCUCAAUCUACCUAACGCCUACGGAUACAACGUCUCUGACUGGCCAAGAUCCAAGUCUGCACAGCACGGCGCAUCCGCAGCACUGCCAACAACGCCGCCGGCCUCCCAAGAAGCAGCAUCCCGCUCUCCCCGAGGGACGCGAAUCGUCUUCCCGAUCCAUAGUCAUAUCCACCCACAGACUCUCCUGGCCACAAACAUCAGACACUGGUUCCUGUGA